This is a messenger RNA of Frankliniella occidentalis (western flower thrips), 486 nucleotides long. Its product is annotated as KRAB-A domain-containing protein 2-like. The transcript has 2 exons. Bases 1 to 486 code for a protein of 161 amino acids. The record is from RefSeq and is a predicted model, not a curated record. NCBI's taxonomy places the organism in Eukaryota, Metazoa, Arthropoda, Insecta, Thysanoptera, Thripidae.
AUGAGGCCUGGUAAAGACUACAGGAGAACGAAGCAGUACGAGACCAUAUCGGUCACGCUUCCUGGCGGCCAGAGGGAAGAGCGGCUGAUAAAACCAAUGCAAGAAGGUCAGACUGAAGGACCCCUGCACUACGUCAAGAAUGGGUCCCUAUACGACCGGAUCAACGAGGUGCACAAGCGAAUCAACCACGGGGGCCGCAACAAGAUGAUGCCCGCUCUGAAGGAAACGUCCGCAAACAUAACACAAGAGGCUGUGUCACUGUUCCUGUCACUCUGUGCGAUAUGCCAGUCCAAAAAGAUCAAGAAGCGCGGCAUUGUCGUCAAGCCACUCCUUUUCACGAAAAUGAACGAUAGGUCACAAGUUGACCUGAUUGAUUUCCAAUCCCACCCGGACGAGGAAUUCAAGCACAUGACAUACCAGGACUACCUGACAAAAUUCGUGGCCCUUAACGCGAUGCGGAACAAGAAGUGGCCAAUAAUCUCCUAA